AUACCCUCCCAGUCGGCCUCGGGAGCUCUGUCCUCCGACCCAGAAAUAGCCCCUUCAGUCAGCAGUCCUGGAAGCAGCCCUUAGCCCAGAGCCCUAAGAAGUAUGGGCGCCGAGCGGGGCCCAGGGCCGCCACACGCCGCCUCCCCCACGGCCACGCAUGGCUCACCGUGCUGCUCGGCUCUGCUGCAGAGCCCGGGAGCGGGGAGGAAGCAAGCAAACAGAAAAUCCAGUCACUGUCCCGGAGCGUGGGGGACAGAAGCUGGGGGACGGGGAAGGCAAGGCCCCGGCCGGACGGCUGAAUGCUCACUGCUCCCGUGACUGUUCUCGGAGCUUCUGCUCGGCACCCGGCGGCACACCAGGUCGGGAGGCGCCUUCGAAGGCCAACGGGCCUGACACAGAGGCCGGCGGGCAGUGCUCUCUCCUUCCGGGAGGCCUAGAAACCCCAACACCGUAGUGAUUUGAUUCGGGGAAGUGGAGCCUGACUAGGAAAGGGGGACAUCCUCGGAAAAGCAAGGAAACCGACGUCAUUUCCUCAGGUCUGUUGGUAGCUGCCUCCCGCUUUGCACAUUUCUGCCAACGAGCCCGGAGAGGAGCGCCUGCCGUUCGAAUGAUGCCUGAAGUGUGCCAGGCCGGCUCUGUAUUGAAGGUAACCUGGGUGAGCUUGUCUGCGGGGAAGCUAAGUGUGCCUGCUGUACACACGCACACGCACGCACACACACACAUGCGCACACACACGCACGCACACACACUCUACCCUCACUCAGUCCCUACCUCCUAGAUCUAGCUCCCCACCGCAGAUGUGAAAACCAGCACAUGGCCAGGCUGUCAGUGGGCACAUGAGGGCUUUUGUUCCCCAGGAUCAGCUCCCGGACCACAGUCAAGGUGACUGUGGAGCCCUGUGGCCUCAGCAAGACCCUUCACCUCCAGAUGUCUCCGUGUUUGCCUUGCAACUGGGGGCUCAUCAGUCCAGCAGCUGUGAGCAUCUGAAGAGCUAAUGUUUCUAAAACAACACAGAGCAGCUGCUCGAUAAAGGACGGAAAGCAAUUGCGAGGCACGAUCUUGGAGACGUCGCGGGUUUAAUACGUGCCUGCAGGUCGGCCCAUGCACUCAGCUCCCGUCACUAACUCCGCUUCCCCGGGAAAGGCCUUCGAUUCAUGCAGACGACCCAUUCCCAGGCCAGGGCCACCGCACAUGCCCACGGCCACGCGCCUCCCUCGAGGCCCAGCCUCCCGCCCUCUUGGAACUUUGGGGUUCAUUUCGUGACUUGGACCCGCAGACUUGAGCUCCUAUUUGGAGGGGUGGACUGUCAGCUUCGAGACCCAGUGUCACGUUACAGAAAUCACAGGCUUGUUCCUGAGCCACUGUGGGUAGAAUUAAAUAGUCAGCAAGACUGCAGGGUUAAAAGUCAAGAAAGCAAUUUUUUAAAAAACUGAUCUCAACUCAUUCUGUAAUAUUUCCUAUUUACAUUGAAGAAAUGUCAAUUCUUGGCUUCAGGCCUCACGAGAGACCAAGGAUUGAAUGAUGCUUAUGAGACAGAUAUAAAUCUUUGAUAAGACAAUAACUGCAGAGAGGGACAUGCCUGGAAACGUUAAGUGGGUUCGAUUCGGUCACAGCUCUCUCCUGCGGCCCUGACUUGACUCACAAACAUCUGGAUGUCCUGCUCAAUCACGUUCCCUGUAUCUGGUGAGGAGGGUGGCCUGUGUGUGACGCGGGCACUUUGCGUCUGGGCCUCUUGGGCACCAUGGGUAAGAGCAGUCAGAAGUGUGCUAAUUGUUCUUUUAUUUGUACUUUGGUCCCCAAAGCUUAAACACUCAGUUGGCAUUUGUCUUCGUGCCGGAUGUAGCCGUGGCUGUACCCAAAGGCACCGAUUCUGUCUACAGCUUCCCUGCCCGCACAGCCACGUGCAUCACAGACCAGGUCACCUGCUGAGCAUCCCAGUGGCAUCUAGGAAUCAAGGCAAGAGCCCAGGGCAAGAACUGGACAUAAGGAAGGACUGCCAAGCCUUGGCCAGACUCUCGACCUCUUUGUCAGUUUCUCAAACUGUACCCAGGAUCUCGGGUUUGGGAACGAGACUGGUAAGAAGUCCUACUCUGGGGCAGAACGUGAAAUUGGGACAAGACUUAGGAGUUGGGCAGCGAUUCUGAUGAUGAUGCCUUCAGGCAAAGAACCACGUGGAGGGACACAGGUCAGGGCAGGGGACCUGUGGGUCUAACUCGCAAGAGUCUACAAAUUGAGGUGUCAUCAAACUGUUCAAGUCGUGAGGUUCAACCUGCUGCAAAGUGUCAGAACUGUGAAGUUCAACCACCUUUAUGAUUUAUUAAUGACCACUGAUGGCUGGGACCAAAACACAGAUGGAAGAGAACAAGUGACCAGUGGAUGGACUUGUCUAGCGUGAGGCUCAAAAGCACUUCGUUCUUUUUUCUCCCUCCCUGGGAGAGCCAUUAGAUGUCCUUCAGUUUUCCGGUGGGAAGCAGAGAGAGGACUCUGCUGUGACAUGUGUCCUGGCAGCCAGGGCCCAGGCCUCACAAGCCUGAGGUGCCCGGCAUUGGUGGCUGAAGCCGUGGACUUUUGAUAGCCAUCACACUCCUCACAAUUACGAAUACAUUCCUUCCCCUCCGAACCUGGGAGAAUGGGGCCCAGCCCUCCCCACCGCCCAGCUAAUUGCUGAGAGAGCUGCCAGGGUCCUGCCCGGGACAGAAAACAGAGAGUGGGGAGCCCCUCGGGGAAGGCUGGAAGGGGUUCCGAUAAUCGACAGCACAGCCCUCAUCAAUCUCAGAUCCUCAUCGGUCUGUGGCCUAUUAAGCUCUCCCUGUCUGUCAAUAACCCAUUAUUGCUCUCUUGCUGAGCUCUCUGAGGCUAGCUUCCAUUUGGCCAGAGAAAAAUAAUGAUUGUUUGUUUAUUAGUUGGGAGGAGAUGUCCAGCCACAAACGUGCAUUGGGCCAAAGCCAGUUUCUGUCGAGCUCUCCCGUGGCCCAAGCCCUCCCUGCUAGAACCCUGUACUGGUGGAUCCAGAGGCUGAAAUCUGUCCCGAGCAGGUGGCUCAGGGGUUACCAGGAUCUAUGGAUCUUUCCACACAGCCAAGAGCACACCAGCAGCCCUGACUCAUUCCUUAGCCGCUGCUAGGUAGGUGGGGUGCCGCCAUGCCACACAAGGUAAUAUGACAAAGGGACCCAGGCUGGUCUGGCCAUGGCCUGGAGCCUUUCCCGCUUAGCUCUGGGAGGUCUCGGCUGGAAGCUGCCGGCUGAGGGUCUGGCAACCAUUCGGAGUUAGGGUCACCAGGGCUGGGCUGGGCUGGGCGUGAGCAACCACUUCCCGUUUCCCUCUGCUGGCCCUCUGCCCCCAGCCUCUCUCCACCGCCUCCCUCAGCAAGGUCAUACUGACGGGGUGCAAAGCCCAGUUCUGCCACUUAUGAGCGGUGAGAUCUCGGCAAAUUGUUUGACUCCUCUGAGCCUCGAGGGGCUCCUCUAAUAAACAGGAAUCUUGCGACUGUGCCACGGGAUCGACAUGAGAUGACAUAUGAUGUCGACCAUCUUACCAUUGUUCUGAGGACAUUAGCAUCCCUCACCACCCCCAGCAUUGGUGCAUCCUGUUCUGGAGGAUCAGUAGGAGUUCAGAGCUCGGUUCCAUGUCGCCUUCACUCCAGGACCAAGGCUGACGGACAGCAGUCCCACCCGGCCGAGGAAGAGGCAAUGGUGGGAGCUGUCACGGGGCGCUUCAGGCAUCUGCUUGGACCCAGCACACGUCGUUUCCACUACAUUUCGCUGCCUGAGGGACCAGCCUGCCUCAGUGCAGCAGAAGUCAGAACCCUCCCUCAGGGAUGGGCCAUGAAUGUCUUGACAAUACGUACUCUGCCCCAUAAUAAAGCCUUACACCUGGGCUUCACAACUCUAGUCCACCCCUCUUGCUCUACAUGUGUGGGGAAGAAAGCCCAGAGACGGGAGGCGAUGUGCCUGACGUCACACAGCAGUCAGGGGAAGACAAGCAUGCGGAUGACCUUCCAGUUCAACGGGAGCAGGACCCGAAUAGACCCCUAGCUCUGUCGUUCUAGGCAAAUCCUUUCCGGCCUGAGCUUUGGCUCGCCUUUCUGGAAUAUGGGGGGAUAGCGUCGACUUCCCGGCAGGGACGUUUGGAGGGAUGAGUAAGACUUCGUAAGGUACCACACUCAGUGUCUGACACAGAGGAGCCUCUUAAUACACAUCUGUUCCCGUGUCUUCCCUCCGUGUCAACAGCCCCAAACUCCUUCACCUCAUCCCCCUAUGCUCUCUGCCUCCAAGUCCGCCUCUUCUUCAUUUAGAAGUCGAGAGCAACAGAAAUUUU
Acinonyx jubatus (cheetah) is the source of this 4317-nucleotide messenger RNA. RefSeq lists its product as uncharacterized. NCBI's taxonomy places the organism in Eukaryota, Metazoa, Chordata, Mammalia, Carnivora, Felidae. The record is from RefSeq and is a predicted model, not a curated record. The transcript is spliced from 3 exons. The coding region runs from base 3510 to 4034 and encodes 174 amino acids.